This is a messenger RNA of Seminavis robusta, 1173 nucleotides long. Lineage: Eukaryota; Bacillariophyta; Bacillariophyceae; Naviculales; Naviculaceae. The record is from the annotation of a GenBank genome assembly.
AUGAACAUCUCCAACGCAAAUGACACGGAUAAUGCCAAGGUUGCGGUAGCAGCCUCUGCUUCCCACAACAGCGGCAGUGACAAUAGCAGCAGUGACGGCAACGUCAAGCGAAGAAGCUCCUAUGUGCUUGCCGUGGACGGCCAGCAGCACGAUGUUUCCAAUCUAGCGCCGACCAAAACUCCACAGACAGCCGCAGCAGCGGCAUUCCGGGAUAUGCUGCUGUUUCCUCCACCCAGCAGCACCAGCAACCGCAGCAGUCACAACAAGAAAAACAAGCUCUAUCCUGAUUUGAAGCGAGUAGCCGCUACCAUUGAAACGCCGGAUCGGGUAUGCCACAGUGAACAUGACGCGUUCAUGGAAGAAUGGACGGAGCAAUGGCUCACACGCUCGGCUUCCUUAUCCGCAGUGGUUUCCUCUCCCACAGAUGAUGAUACCGCUUCAGCUAUGCAUAAAACUCAUUUGACAGCAAUGCCACGGAGCAUCAGUGCCCCUAUUUACAGAGACACAAGCUUGUCUGAUGAUGCGACCACCCAAAGAACUCCCCCGUUUCCAACACCCAAAGGCAACCCAAAACGCUCUGGUAGUUCUUCUUCUUCCGAGAACUCGAGCUACGGUUCCUUCGGUACUACAAGCAGCACCGGCAAUAAGGUGCAACCACCCAAGAUAAUGCCCGGUACUACUAGUACUACAAGCACCUCAAGACGAGACGACGUUUCUGCAAGCGGGGGUGGUCAACAACAGCAAGACAGCAUGGGGCUGUCCGAUACACUGCACAAACAUGGCCCACUAACACUACGACGAAGACAACUGGAAGAGCACCAGCAACAGUGUUAUGACCAGCCAGCCUAUCUGAGGGCAGAUUUGGAUGAACACGGAAAGCCCAUGGUGGAGAUUGGCAACAUCAAGGUCCCUUACGUGGGUUCUACUGCCCGGACCAAGGCUGCCAUUUGCCAACAGGUGGAGCCCACCGUGGCACUGGACUGUCCCAACUGUCAAGAAGCUCUCGUCUGCAUUGCCGGGCUACGCUACGUGCUCUGUGUGACUUGCAAAACCGUCAGUUCGGCUCAGAGAUACCACCAAGGUGGCGCGCAGCCGCAGUCCGAGCCGUUUGGAGUGGGGGUGGGCCUCGUCCGCCCAGCAGACUACAAAUCCCCGGUCUCACGGUCGGCGUAA